Messenger RNA from Anopheles merus, 2452 nucleotides. Its product is annotated as GDP-fucose protein O-fucosyltransferase 2. Lineage: Eukaryota; Metazoa; Arthropoda; Insecta; Diptera; Culicidae. The record is from RefSeq and is a predicted model, not a curated record. The transcript is spliced from 2 exons. Gene Ontology annotation, biological process: protein O-linked glycosylation via fucose. Gene Ontology annotation, molecular function: peptide-O-fucosyltransferase activity. The coding region runs from base 996 to 2384 and encodes 462 amino acids.
AGGGAGGAGGCAUUGGAGGAAGUAGGAGGACGGUUGAUUUCUUGGAAAGGAUGCUGCGCCCGGAGAUUCUGUCCAAUACUCCGGCUGCGCUGGGCAGAUGGGAAUUAAAAUUAAUUCGCGACGAUGUCUACUUUUAGAGGUCACGGGAACCAUUAGCUGUUCCUCACUCACCUGUCCCGAUGGCGAUGGUUUUCGAAGGGGAUUUUUGUGUUUUUUUCAGUUAUUUGGGAAAUUGUCCAGACACGUUCACCAGAUACGUAUUAACAGCAACCAAGGAAACACUUUGCACACUGCGAAACACUGCACCUUAGUUCUGCACACCGAAAGGCACUGGGAGAGGAAGACGAACCUAAACAGCUGGUUCCUAAAUAUCUGCAGAGUUCAUUUUGUUUUCUGUGGGUUUGAGAGUAGGCCUCUAGAAUGCUGCUGGAAGUGUCCUGUGGCGGGUGUUGGCAUGGCACCACCGUUUAAUAAUUCACUCGUGCCACUGCACAAGGGCUGUAGCUUAUUCUGCAACCGUUCUUAAAACGAGACGAAUCUUACACAACGUCCGAUAAGGGGGCAACCUCUGUAGUCCACCAGCAUCAUGCCACAGCUGGAGCGCUGCUCUUGAUGUGUUUUCAAGAACUGCAACAAAUUCUACUACGAUUGUGUGCGUGUUGGUAUGUGUGUAUUAGUCGUUGUGGCAUGAUUGUGUGUGUGGUCGGAAGUGUCAAAUGCUGAAGUUUGGGGAAAUAAAUAAACUUUCGGCGAAAAAAUAAAAAAUGACAGGAAGUAAGCGCGCAUGCAGGCCGUGGGUGUGAGGAUUUGUUAUCAAUCCUGACGCGCUGCGUUUCUCUCACUCUCCUGCAUGCCUGCUGCCUGCGCAUCUAUCUGCACGCGCUUUCUCUCCUUCUCUCUCGCUGUCGCUGUCGCUCUCGGUCUCAUCUGCGGAGGACGAAAUUAUUGAUUCUAGUCGAAAACCGUGUGCCGAACCAAACGGGGGACCGCUUGCAAUGCAACGCCCGCAUAGUUUUAAGCUAAUUCUAAUGAACCGCACGGUCUACUCGCUCCUGCUGCUGGCAUUCUCGCAGAUCGUCCACACCACCAGCGCCCAUCUGCGGGAGCUGUGCGAAAAGCGGGACAUCUUCUUCGAGCCGUACCGGUGCCAGCUGGUCGACCUGGACCUGCUGGACGACCCCGUCCUCUACCUGCUGUACGACGUCAACCCGAGCGAGGGGUUCAACCUGCGCCGGGACGUGUACAUCCGGCUGGCGGUGUUUGUCCAGUUUCUCCGGACGCAGCGCGGCUACCGGCGCACCCGGCUGGUGCUGCCGCCCUGGUCCAGCCUGGUGCACUGGCGCAGCGGCAACAUCGACCAGCAGCAGCUGCUGUGGGGCAACUUUUUCGACCUGCCCAGCAUGCGCCUGUACACGGACGUGCUCGAUAUGGACGAGUUUUUCGCCGAGUACGGGCGGCUGCACGGCCCCGGCGCGACCACCGUCGUGCUGGACGAGGUGUACAAGCUGAAGCACUUCGAGCAGAUGUUCGAGAACGGCGUGUUCGUGGACAAGUUCGAGGAGCACGUCUGCCCGAAAGGCCACGACGGCGCGCUGGCGUACUUCGGGUACGGCAACUUUACGGCGGACGCGUUCACCUGCCUGCACUUCCAGGGCAGCGCGAUGCUGCUGCACCGGCUGCUCGAGCGGUACCGGCCGGGGCGCCCGCACGCCACCCGCUACGUGCACGUGCUGAACGCGGAAAUCGUGCUGCACGAUCUGUGGGGCAACGUGGACUACUGGGAGGCACGGCGCUCGAUGCGGUUCGCGCCGCCGCUGGUCGACGUGGCGACCCGGUUCCGUGCCGAGUACCUCAACUCGUCGGACCGAGCUGAUCGGACGGUGCGCCCCGCCCGCUGGACGGACGAGCGAAGCCGGCCGCGGAAGGCGCGCGGCGGCGAGUACCUGUGCGCGCACCUCCGCCGGGCCGACUUCCUGUACGGGCGAGACAAAACGACGCCCACGGUCCAGUCGGCCGCACUGCAGAUCCGGGCGAAGCUGCUCGAGCUCGGCCUGAAGACGGUCUUCGUCGCGUCCGACUGCACGCGGAUGGAGUUUUACAACCUCAAGAACUACCUGAAGCGCUUCCGGGUGGUGCGGUUCGUGCCGGAAAGCUACGAGCAGCGGGCCGAGCUGAAGGACGGCGGCGUCGCGAUCGUCGACCAGAUCGUGUGCUCCCACGCCCGCUAUUUCAUCGGCACGUACGAGUCGACGUUCACCUACCGGAUCUACGAGGAGCGGGAAAUCAUCGGCUUCCCGAAGGAUCUGACCUUCAACACGUUCUGCAAGAGCGAGAAGGACAUGAACUGCGAGAAGAACACGGUCUGGCCGAUCGUGUACCAUUAAGGCGGGGGAAGGGGUCGCUACUAGUCUGGGCUCGAAUAAAGCGAUGAGCGAGGUGAUUUGUAACAACA